Molecule: messenger RNA, 1277 nt
Organism: Macroventuria anomochaeta
Lineage: Eukaryota; Fungi; Ascomycota; Dothideomycetes; Pleosporales; Didymellaceae
Exons: 4
Coding region: 438-1175 (245 amino acids)
Source: RefSeq, a predicted model, not a curated record
CGUCUGUUUUUAGCAUGCGGCUCAGGGCUGGCUGCUGAGACGCCUCGGUGCUACGUUGAACGUUUGGUGCCUGUCUCCAGAUCUCACAGAUGCAGGGUCCUGGGGGUCACCGGUUGCAGGUGUCCCUUGCGGCUCUCCGAACAACGUCCAUGGCUCAACCCAGAUCCGUCGCUGAGGUGACUGGGGGUUUUCGAGGCCAAAUAAACAUACCUGAUCGUAGACAGAAUUGCUCUCGCACCAGUUACCCCCGGAAGAUGAUGUUGCCGAGUCCCUUGUUACCGGCGUGGCUUCCCAACCUGUCAGUAAUGACAUCGUCGCGCCCGACGAGUCCGACCACCACCAACUUUGUGCUCUUGUCCUCAACAACACUGCUCUGAAACUGAAACACCCCACAUUCUGCUCGUAUCGCCUUGUUUCGCCCUUAGUGCCUGAUCGCAAUGCCUAUCCGCAACCCAUUCCGUCGUGCGCCUGGCGCUGAAGCCACCGAUGAGGCGCAACGCAAUGCGACCGAUAAUGGAUUCAAGAACACAGCGGUCUCUGGAGCGCAACCGCUGCAGAUCCAAGAUACAACUGAGUACAAAUUGAGUGAAAUCAACGACAGCGGAGUGUACCUGCCCCCGUCCCCGCAGCAGGAGAAGCCCACCUUCUGGCAUUCCAAAUCCAAUACCUCUACCACAUCCUCGAAUCACCGAAGCCUGCUGGCCGAGACUGAGCCGUUCAACAUUUCGCGCGAGAGCUUCGACUCCUACAGGCGAUCAUUCGACAUCUCCGCACGAUCACCUAUUACAGACAUAACCGCCGAGACAUACCCGCGACAGUCACUCGAUGCACGACGAUCAAUGGACACGAGGCGUUCUCUUGACGUCCGCCGUUCACGAGCAACACCUCGAUCAUCUAUGCAACAAGGACGUCCUAGCGAAAGCACAGACCGAGUGCCAGAGGAGGGGUUCGAGGACGUGGGAUUGAAUGACGAGCCCAAGCCAGCGCCAGCGAAGAAGCGUGGUAUCUUCUCACGAUUCGGCGACAACAGCAAUGCGGAUAGCAAGCAGGAAGAACGACCAUCGUCUGGUCACCAUUUCUCUUUAACCGGACGAAAGCGCGCCGAGAGUGGAAAAGGCGAAGAGCUGAAGCCUAUGGGACGACAGUCUGUUGAUGUGUCGGUCGAGACACGGUAGAUACGAAGGGAAGAUGUUUGGACGAUACAGGGAGGAGUACACUAAAAUUACCCUCAGCAUUUGGGUAUAGGCGAGGACUGGGUGUAACGAGACGUUUAGGAG